Messenger RNA from Gongylonema pulchrum, 486 nucleotides. NCBI's taxonomy places the organism in Eukaryota, Metazoa, Nematoda, Chromadorea, Rhabditida, Gongylonematidae. The record is from the annotation of a GenBank genome assembly.
AUGGUGAUUGUUUGGUGCAACCACUGCUUACCGACUUAUAUCAGAAAGAAUCCAUUUGGUGGCGAGUAUACAGUGUUUGCGGGUUUGGAGGACUGCUUGCAUUAUAUCAAGAAUUUUCAGUUCUCGAAAUCAGACAUUGUCUUUUUGCGCUCGGUAUUGCCGGGAACUACGAAUCCAGCAUUUUUUGAGUACCUCGAAUCGCUUGACUGCAGCAGUGUGACCGUUCGGGCUGCCGCGGAAGGUAGUAUAGUUUUUCCGAAUGUUCCAUUAAUAACCGUCGAAGGUCCGAUAGCUGUUUGUCAGCUGUUAGAAACAACACUGCUUACUCUGGUCAAUUACUCAAGUCUCGUGGCUACAAAUGCGUUGCGAUUUCGCAGUGCUGCUGGAAGUAAUGUACAGCUUUUUGAAUUUGGUUUGCGAAGAGCCCAGGGGCCAAAUGGUGGUCUUUCAGCAAGUAAAUAUUGCUUCUUAGGAGCACUCGUUUAA